AUGACCAUUGAAGCCAUCAACGGGAAAUCAUCCCAAAUAGAACAUAAAUGUAGCGUCAAAUUGGCAGCACAGUACAAUAACUUUCAGUUUGACAUUCAGUGCUUGGUAAUCCCGGAAAUCACAGAGCAAUUACCAUCUCAACACAUUGAUAUACAAGAUUUGCAAAUUCCUACUAACAUUAGACUCGCUGAUUCUUCAUUUCACAUUCCAGGCAAUAUCAAUAUUCUUAUUGGAGCUGACUAUUUUUGGAGCCUACUUUGCAUAGGGCAGUUGAAAGUGGGCGAAGGUCGGCUUACCAUGCAAAAAACUAAACUGGGUUGGAUAGCAGAAAUUGAGGAAAUUGAAAGCGAAAGGGCAUGGUCCGAGAAGGAGAAAGAUUGUGAAAGGCACUUCUUGGAAAAUACAUAUCGCAACACAGAUGGUAGAGCAUUCCGUUCAAGGAGGAUUCUCGAGAGGAAAUUAAUAAGUAACCCUACUCUCAAAGAUCAAUACGUUGCUUUUCUAGCAGAAUACGAAAAAUUAGGGCACAUGCGCAAGAUAUCUGAGGAGGCAACACACAUUACUUUGUAUUACCUACCACAUCACUGUGUCGUCAAGAAUGAUAGUUCGACCACAAAGGUACGUGUAGUUUUUGAUGUGUCAGCCGCAACAGACAAUGGUAUAUCUCUCAAUGACUUACAAAUGGUGUUAGUCAAUCCAAAUCAGCGUUCUCUACAGAGAAUCAUAUGGCGUUUUAACGAUAAGGAUCCUAUACAAGUCUUCGAGCUAAACACGCUCACAUAUGGUACGGCAUCAGCGCCAUUCUUAGCAACAAGGUGCUUGAAGGAACUAGCCAAUCAGGGGCACAAACGAUCGAACAAGCCAUUGAAAUACGACAAAGCAUCUCGCAGGUCUAGAGUCAGCAGGUUUCUCAUUGCGGAAAUGGGCUUCGAAUGA
This is a messenger RNA of Wasmannia auropunctata (little fire ant), 936 nucleotides long. RefSeq lists its product as uncharacterized. The coding region runs from base 1 to 936 and encodes 311 amino acids. The record is from RefSeq and is a predicted model, not a curated record. NCBI's taxonomy places the organism in Eukaryota, Metazoa, Arthropoda, Insecta, Hymenoptera, Formicidae. The transcript is spliced from 5 exons.